UUACCGCGGUUAAAGCAAAGCUAAUUAAGCUCUCUAGCUUCUUCUUCUCUAUUGAAUUUUCAAAGGCCUAACAUUCAAAAUCUCUCAUUCAUAGCUAUACAACUUAUACACACGCCUAUACAUACAAAUAUAUGAAGCAGCUUCAAUGAUGAUGAUGAUGUUCAAAAAUCCGCAGAAACUAGUGGUGCAGAUAACGAGAAAGGUUAUGGAUCUCGAAUGGCGUCUCCUCCUCCUCCUUCUCCUGCCUCUCUCUCUCAUCGUCUUCGUCUCUCUCUCGACGACAUCAUCUCUCUCGUCUCUCUCGAUAUUCGGCGGCAACUCAACUCGCGAAAACGACGCUGCCUCGUCGCCAAGACAUCCGUACGUUAACUUCGUGGAGUCGCUGAAGAACAGGAGAGACGAGAAGCGCAAGGCCGAGUUGGACCGGUCGAGAAUCGCGGUGUGCUUGGUUGGGGGAGCGCGGCGGUUCGAGCUGACCGGAGAGUCGAUUGUGGAGAAGAUACUGAAGGUUUAUCCGAGCUCUGAUCUCUUUUUGCACAGUCCGUUGGAUCAGAAUUCGUAUAAGCUGUCGAUUUUGAAAGACGCGCCGAGAAUCGCCGCGGUGAAGAUUUUUAAACAGGAGCGUGUUCCAGAGACUGAGUCACAGGUCCGAGUUUUAACCGCGGACAACUCACCAAACGGUAUACAGGGGCUGCUGCAGUACUUUAAUCUGGUAGAAGGAUGCAUCACUCUGAUCAGAUCAUAUCAGGCCCAAAAGAAUUUUACCUACGACUGGAUAGUCCGAACCAGAGUCGACGGCUACUGGUCUUCCCCGUUAAGCCCUGAUAAUUUCCUAAAGGGUCAGUAUGUGGUUCCACCAGGCUCAUCUUAUGGUGGCCUUAAUGACCGUUUUGGCGCUGGCGAUUUCGACUCAUCGGUUGUGGCUCUGUCUCGCCUCUCUUUAAUCCCUGAACUCAAUUCCUCUGGCUUUUAUCAACUCAACUCAGAACGAGCCUUCAAGGCCCAGCUUACUGUCAGAAAAAUUCCCUACACAUUUAAACGCCUACCCUUCUGCAUUGUUACUGACCGCCGCUAUGAUUAUCCUCCAGCUCGUUUUGGAGUCCCAGUGGCAGCAUUGUCCAGCCAUGGACCGCUCAGCGGCGCGAAGUGCAGGCCAUGCACAGUUGUUAGUUCUGGGCCGGAUGUGGGCAAUGUGAUGAGUAAACUUGACAGGGGUUGGAGCUGGACAGAGUGGGCUAAUGGAACAAUGGAUCUCUGUGAUGCUAGUGGGGAGUGGGAAACCGGGUGGCAGAGACUAUUUGAUAGGACUGCUGGAAAGAAGUUGGCGGCGGUGAGGAAGAGAGCGGAGGUCUUGAAAGUGAAGGAAUGUGUAGCUAACUUUGAGGAUAUGAGGCGGAGGUCGGCCAUCUGGGAAGCUCCACCACCGUUAAAUAUUUGCGAGUUAGGACUGAGUACAAAGUCAUAAUAUACAACUAUAAAAUACAGUUGCUUUGGUGACUAAACACACAUCGAUUUAGGUUAGCUGAUUAAGGGCUGUGGAUAGGGAAGAAGGUAUAUUUCAGAACGAGGCAAAAUUAAAUAUAGCAGUAAAAUAUAUGAAUUUUACUUGUGGGAUAUAGAGAAGUGACGUUGUGCAUGUCACAAAAUAAAUUUUGAGAUGCAGGGGUGAGCAAUUACUCCCAGAAACAAA
This is a messenger RNA of Daucus carota subsp. sativus, 1690 nucleotides long. RefSeq lists its product as uncharacterized. The transcript is spliced from 2 exons. The coding region runs from base 146 to 1465 and encodes 439 amino acids. The record is from RefSeq and is a predicted model, not a curated record. NCBI's taxonomy places the organism in Eukaryota, Viridiplantae, Streptophyta, Magnoliopsida, Apiales, Apiaceae.